Molecule: messenger RNA, 585 nt
Organism: Gastrolobium bilobum
Lineage: Eukaryota; Viridiplantae; Streptophyta; Magnoliopsida; Fabales; Fabaceae
Product: transcription factor WER-like
Exons: 3
Coding region: 1-585 (194 amino acids)
Source: RefSeq, a predicted model, not a curated record
AUGGGAGGUGGGCAUGGAAAUAAGAAGGGGUUCUGGAGUGUAGAGGAAGACAGAAUUUUAAUGGAUUACGUAAAGAAGCAUGGAAUAGGAAAGUGGAACCGUAUAGCUAAACUGACAGGGUUGAAGAGAUGCGGCAAAAGUUGCAGACUUAGGUGGAUGAAUUAUCUGAGUCCUAAUGUUAAGCGUGGGGAUUUCUCAGAGGAAGAGCAAGACCUAAUUAUUCGCCUCCACAAGCUCCUUGGAAAUAGGUGGUCUUUGAUCGCUGGGAGGAUUCCGGGGAGGACAGACAACCAGGUGAAGAAUUAUUGGAACAGUCAUUUGAGCAAAAAGCUUGGUGUUGUUAAGAAGGAGAAGAGUAAAGUUUGUGCCCCUCCAAAAACAUCUGUUCCCAAUGAAGCAGAGUCCAUUGGGGAAGUUGAAAAGCUCGUCCAAGCAAGCUCGGUUAGUGAUCUCAACUUCGGAAGCACUCAUGAGGUGAUUCUGACUGAUGAUUUUGGGAGUACCUUUUGUUUUGCUAAUAAUGAGCUUAAUCUCUUCUCUCCUUACUUGAUGGAGUCUUUUGAAGACUAUUUUAUUGGCCUUUAG